CCUUGGCUAAACUGUGCAUCUUCUUAAGGAAAAGAAAAGAAACCCUAAAGCUCAUCAGUGAGCCCCGGCCCCCAACUCUUUCCGCCCUCCUUUCGUGCCUGAUUUCAAGCCAAAUUUUAAUACUUAAAUCAAGGUGGUUGCAGUUUUUAGCCAUGACUUUACUCGAACUGAUCACCAAGGCCUCGGCCAGUGCCCAAACUCUCGCUACUCUUCCAGACUACCCGGUUGUUCUCAACCCUGAUUCCAUUUUCCCCAUUUUGAAUCCAAAAGGCGAUGAACCAAACAUGUCGACUCUUCCCAUUCCUGUUACCGGAUGGCAAAUAUCUGAAUCUGAUUCCAAGUUUGUUGACUUGUGCAAGAAUUUCUUCAAUGAGCUUGGGGAAAAGCUCAAAAACCCGAUGUCUUUUAGUAAAGAGGAGUUUUUGGGAAUGCUGAACAAGUUUCUUGAGAAUAUUAGGGAAAAGUUUGGGAUCCAAAUUGGGGUAGCUUCGUCCAAUGAUGGGUAUUCACGGGUUCUAGUUGAGAAAGUUGGAUUGUUUAUGGGAAAGAAUGUUGCUGCCCUGGUUUUGGAAGCCUGCAUUACUUUUGAGAUUUGGGAAUUGGUGGAAGCUUUGAUUGUCAAUGGGUUUGUUGGGAAUUCUUGUUAUUCAAAUGUGGUUCCUAGACUCGUAGUAAAGGAGAGAUCAGACUUGCUAUGUCACUGUGUUAAGCACGCAGCUGAUCUUGGGCCAACAGAAUUACGUCUCAUCUUGAAGUAUUUUCUUAGUUCACAGAAGCAUGCCGGUGUGGUUAAUGUGCGAAAGGAAUGGGAGAGACAAGCACUGUUAGCUAUUGACAAGGCCACUGAUAAAAAUCUCCCAAGGAAGAAAGCUGUCGUCGCAAAAGAGGCCUCGAUUUUGCUUAUGGUAGCAUACGAUGGUUUUUCUUCUUCAGAGCUCUGCUUGCAUUAUCUAUUGGCAUCGGCCAAUCUUGAUGAGGUGGUGUUAUCAUCUGCCAUUAGCAAGUUGAACGGCAAAGAGAUGAUGAGCUUGAUUCGGUACUUGGGAAAGUGGCUGAAGAAAUACGAGAGAUUUCCUCAAGCGGUUCCUUGUCCCAAGGCGUCGACCUUGGGUCUGAAGGCUUGUGAUUGGGUUCCUAAGCUUGAAGAUGUCGUAAAAUGUCUCGGCAUUGUGCUGGAUGAGAACUUUUCUGCAUUGGUGUUGCAUCCCGAGUUUCACGAGGAACUCAGAUCUAUCGAGGCAAUAGUUAGUUCUUUAGCCUCGGAAGCUAGAUUCGCCUGCUUAGUGGCCAAUGUAGCUGAAAAUUUGAAAAGUGAAGUUCAAGGUGCCUAGAACUUGCCCGAUAUCGUCGGGUGAAAAUUUUGCG
Messenger RNA from Morus notabilis, 1365 nucleotides. RefSeq lists its product as uncharacterized. The transcript is spliced from 2 exons. The record is from RefSeq and is a predicted model, not a curated record. Bases 153 to 1331 code for a protein of 392 amino acids. Lineage: Eukaryota; Viridiplantae; Streptophyta; Magnoliopsida; Rosales; Moraceae.